Messenger RNA from Glycine soja, 2611 nucleotides. Its product is annotated as protein EARLY FLOWERING 3-like. The transcript is spliced from 4 exons. Gene Ontology annotation, biological process: regulation of photoperiodism, flowering. The record is from RefSeq and is a predicted model, not a curated record. Bases 280 to 2373 code for a protein of 697 amino acids. Lineage: Eukaryota; Viridiplantae; Streptophyta; Magnoliopsida; Fabales; Fabaceae.
AUGUCGUAGUGGGGUCCACAAAACCGCACUUUUUCUAUCUUCUCUCACCUCGGAGCCCUGUCUGAGAAUCCCUAACUCCGCUGUUCCGUUUCCCGUACUUUUCUUUCUGCUGCCCAAUCUUUUUCUUCACGUCAACUCCUCCUUCUUAUUCUUCUUCCACUUUCUCCAUCUUAGAUUUUUUUCUUUCAGAUUCGAUUCAGAUUAUGCUUUUUCUUCUUCUUCUUCUUCUCUCUCCUUGUGCAAAUUGAGAUAAAAUAAAGAGAAAAUUGGGAUAAUAGGAUGAAGAGAGGGAACGAGGAAGAGAAGUCGGCGGGGCCAAUGUUCCCAAGGCUGCAUGUAAAUGAUGCAGAGAAAGGAGGGCCAAGAGCACCGCCAAGGAACAAGAUGGCCCUCUAUGAACAGUUCAGUAUUCCAUCUCAGAGGUUCAAUCCACACCUGCCACGAAAACCAAAUUCUUCUUCUAACAUAGUUCCUCCACCAACUUCCUCAACUGAGGGAAAUGGCCGUGAGAGAAGUUAUAUUUCUCGCCAAUCUGAUGAUGGAGCAAGGUCAAACACUUCAUUGGUGCAACUUGAACGGAGAAAAAAAGUAGAUGAUGGCAUUCAUGUGUACACUUGCUCGAGGAUUGAUCAAUCCAAUGAUAAAAUGCUGGAGAGUUUUAAUGGGAAAAAAUUGACUCCUUUUGGUGCUAGGAAUUUUUGUUAUUCAGUUGCUGUGCAAAAUGGUGGUGACAAGGAUACAACACAAUUUGGCUUCCUUCCUGCUGAUAUGAGAAAAGAUGCGAGGAAGGGGAAUGAGGCAAAUCCACAUGUAAGCUCAAGUAGACAGAAACUAAAAUUGUCUGUCAAACCCAAAUCAAGUGGAGAAAUUAUUGACAGUCUAGUGAUGCAAGCCAAGGUGAUUCCAAAUCAAGAGGAUCAAGAUUAUUCUGUGCCAAAUAUAAACAGGUUACAUCAGGAUGAUGCUUGCCUACAGAAGGAGUGUGUGGCUGGGUCCCAAUCCAAUGACAUCGAGCAUGGUGGUGAUCUCCUUAACUCUACAAGGGAUAUGGAUAAUGGAAAUGCGCUCGUACCAAGAGGCUGUUUUCAUUCUGCAGCGAACCAAACUCACCCACUUGAGGCUACCAAUGAUGCUGAAUAUCACGAUACUCGGACUGGAGGCCCGAUACAGAAGGGGAAUUUUGAUGAAAGUGACAACAUUUCCAAGAUCUCCACUGUAACAAAUUUAUCAAGUCUGAUAGUUUCUCCUGAUGAUGUUGUAGGGAUAUUAGGUCAAAAACAUUUCUGGAAAGCAAGAAGAAAAAUUGCCAAUCAACAGAGUGUGUUUGCAGUCCAAGUGUUUGAAUUGCACAGACUGAUUAAGGUCCAACAGCUAAUUGCUGCAUCACCGGAUGUUUUGCUUGAAGAUGGUGCUUUCAUGGGAAAAUUUCCUUUGAUGGGUUCUCCUCCUAAAAAUAAAAAUAUCUCAUUGGAAGUGGUUGUAGAGCCUCAGCAACAAAAUCCUAAGCAGAAAAACGAUUCUGAAAAGCUAAACCAUAAAACAGAAUGUUCAGCUGAGAAUGCAGUUGCGAAAAAAAAAUCUUUUUCGUCCCCGAAAAAUGGUAGCCACCAUACAAAUCACACCCCAUUUUCAGGAACUCCACACCAGGCAAAUGAAGCUUCUGAUAAUAAAACAAGUCCCUGGUGUUUCAAUCAGGCACCUGGACAUCAAUGGUUAAUUCCUGUCAUGUCUCCUUCUGAAGGGCUUGUCUACAAGCCAUAUCCUGGGCCUGGAUUUAUGGGAACAAUGAAUGGAGGAUGCGGCGGGCCAUUCGGGCAAGCACCUCUCGGUGCUACUUUCAUGAAUCCUGCCUAUCAAUUCCCAGCUUCUCAUCCAGUAGUUGGGGUUUCACCGUUUGUCCCUCCAGCCAGUCAUGCCUACUUCCCUUCCUUUGGCAUGCCAGUAGUGAAUCAAGCAACAUCAGGAUCAACUGUUGAACAGGUGAACCAGUUUGCUGCACAAGGUUCUCAUGGUCAAAAUGGUCAUUCAUAUAUAGAGGGAACCGAUUUUAACACUCAUCAUAACCAAAGCUCAUCUAACCUGCCAGUUCUGAAGAAUGGAGCUACGCUACAUGUUAAAAAAUCUCAGGCGUCUAAGGAGAGAGGGUUACAAGGGAGCACAAUAAGCAGUCCUAGUGAAAUGGCACAGGGAAUCAGAGCAGGGAAAAUAGCUGAAGGAAAUGAUGCACAUUCUCUUUCUCUUCAAGCUGUUGAAACUAGACAGCAAACACAAGUCAUCAAAGUUGUACCACAUAACCGGAAAUCAGCGACGGAAUCAGCAGCUAGAAUUUUUCAAUCCAUUCAAGAAGAGAGAAAACAACAUGAUUUAGUCUAGUGCUGUUUAUGGAGGUGGAGUUAUUUGAGUUGAUUUUGUACAGUGCGUCAAGUCCUGUACUUUGUUGUUGUUUGGUAAUAUGUAUCUUGCUGUUUUAUUCUACUCUUCCUUUAUGUCCUUUUUCUUACAACAUAUUCGAAUGUAGAUAUUGUUAUAACUACAAUGGAAUGUUAAAAUUGAUCAAAUUUAAUAUUAGUGGAUGGUGUCUCCGUGUAGUGUCAUUUUUCAUUUGGCUCAA